AUGCUACAGCGAAUUGGCGGUACAAGUAUAAGACGAUCGCAUGCACAGAUAGAACGAGAAAAGAAACUACUUGAGGAAGCUUUGCCAAAUGAAAAUUGGUACAUACCUCACCGUCUUACUACGAAAUUUUUAAAUUUAUUGACCAUGGAGCGAUUCAUUGCUCUUUAUCUUAGGAUUGCGGUAUAUCGGUACCCAGGCAUUCGUUUCGCUGUGCUGCUGGCUCGAGCGAAAUUAUUACAAACGGUCGCUAGUGUGCUUUUCUUGCCGUAUUCUUCUUAUCAGUAUGCCUUUGGACAUGUUGACGCUACGUUUUUCUACUCGACAGCUUUCGUUGCUGUAUUCGCUCCAAUUGCUUUGGCAGUAUUUAGCCGGUACUUGAAUCGACUGAUUGGAGUCAUUGCAAUGAAUGAAAGCAACGAUUACGUCAGAGUUGGGUAUCUGACGUUUUGGGGAUCUCGGAAGAACAAGUACGGUGUUGUGCUGUCGAAUUCUUUGUCGUCUCUCAAUCGUGCUCCGUUGCAGAUACCUAGAAAUAACGGAUGUCCUGCCAUUGACUGA
Messenger RNA from Cylicostephanus goldi, 558 nucleotides. NCBI's taxonomy places the organism in Eukaryota, Metazoa, Nematoda, Chromadorea, Rhabditida, Strongylidae. The record is from the annotation of a GenBank genome assembly.